AUGGACAAUGUUUGCUUCCACCUUGAGGACAAGUCAUAUGGGAAAGUUAUCUACUGCAACAUUAAUAUACUGCUUCUGUACAGAGGACGGAAUUAUGAUCCCAAGAACCGUCCAAUUAUUCCUCUCAUGUUGUGGAAGCCUUGUACACCAAUAUAUCCUAAGCUUGUGAAGAAUGUAAACGAGGGUUUGACAUAUGAGGAAACAAAAGAAAUGAGAAACAUCGGAUUGAACUCAGAUCCUCUCAUGAAACUCACUAGAAAUGGUGUGUAUGUGAAUGUGGUGGAGAGGUUGAGGGAGACUUUUAAGACUCAGGAGGAUUUAGUGCCAUGUGUUCCUAUCUUGUUUAAGAAUGAGCAGAUAGUCCUCUGGAGAGGAAAGUUGAAUGAAGAGCACCCUUCAGAUUCACAUGUCAGCAAGUAA
Messenger RNA from Sphenostylis stenocarpa, 420 nucleotides. The record is from the annotation of a GenBank genome assembly. NCBI's taxonomy places the organism in Eukaryota, Viridiplantae, Streptophyta, Magnoliopsida, Fabales, Fabaceae.